Oryctolagus cuniculus (rabbit) is the source of this 1601-nucleotide messenger RNA. Lineage: Eukaryota; Metazoa; Chordata; Mammalia; Lagomorpha; Leporidae. The record is from RefSeq and is a predicted model, not a curated record.
AUGGUCCCUCGGACUUACCCCUACGGUUGGAGUCACUUCUACCAUGCUGUCAAGUUGGAGAGGGCUGACCAGGUCACCUCAGCAGACAAGCCUAAUAGGCAACAUCCUGCUGUUGUGACCCUCAUUCCAGGGGACCCCAGUGGAGGCAUUCCAAGCCUGAAUCCAGCUAUCCCAGCAUGGGGGACGACACUCGCACCAAGCACAAGAGCAAGUCCAAACGGUGAUGGAGCUUUUUAUGCAGAGCAGGUGAUCCUAGGCGCACUGAUCAUCACCAUUGCCAUUGUUGGGCUGGCAGGAAACGCGGCUGUGCUCUGGCUCCUGGGCUUCCGCGUGCGCAGAAAUGCCUUCACUGUCUACGUCCUCAACCUGGCCGGGGCAGACUUCCUCCUGCUCAGCUGCCUCCUCAUAGAUUUCUUGAUUUUUGCCAUUGAAUUUUUCCAUCUUUCCAACUUCCCCUACUAUAUAACAAAUUUACUAAUAAUCAUGACAUUCUUCCCCUACAUCUUGGGCCUGAGCAUGCUCAGCGCCAUCAGCACCGAGCGCUGCCUGUCUGUCCUGUGGCCCAUCUGGUACCGCUGCCACCGCCCCAGACACCUGUCAGCUAUCAUGUGCACUCUGCUCUGGGCCCUGUGUCUGGUACUGAGCAUUUUGGUAUGGAAAUACUGUUCAUACUGGAGUAACUCUUCUGACUAUUUUAAGUGUAUGAAAAUUCAUUUCACCAUGGCCUCCUGGCUGAUUUUCUUACUUGUGGUUCUCUUGGGGUCCAGCUUGGCUCUGCUGCUCAAGAUCCUCUGUGGCUCCCGCCGGGUGCCGCUGACCAGGCUGUAUGUGACCAUCCUACUCACAGUGCUGGUCUUCCUGCUCUGCGGCCUGCCCUAUGGCUUCUUCAUGUUCCUCUUAAUCAGGAUUGAGAGUUUUAAUGAAAAAUCUGCUGUCUUUACAUACUUUGUUAUGACUCUUCUCUCCAGUGUUAACAGCUGCACCAACCCCAUCAUUUACUUCUUUGUUGGGAAUCUACAGGAUACUAUCAAAAAAACCAACAUUCGAGUUCUAGGAGUUCCUGAAGGCAUGGAGAGAGAGAAAGGAUUGGAAGGCCUUUUUAGUGAGAUACUAGCAGAGAACUUUCCAGGUUUGGAGAAGGACAGAGAUAUCCUAGUACAGGAAGCUCAUAGAACCCCCAAUAAACAUGACCAAAAGAGAUCCUCACCACGACACGUGGUAAUUAAACUUACCACAGUGAAACAUAAAGAAAAGAUCCUAAAAUGUGCAAGAGAGAAACGUCAGAUUACUCUCAGAGGAUCUCCAAUCAGACUCACAGCUGACUUCUCAUCAGAAACCCUACAAGCUAGGAGGGAAUGGCGAGACAUAGCACAGGUGCUAAGAGAGAAAAAUUGCCAGCCCAGAAUAUUAUAUCCUGCCAAGCUCUCAUUUGUGAAUGAAGGUGAAAUAAAGACCUUUCAUAGCAAACAGAAAUUGAAAGACUUUGUGGCCACUCGUCCGGCCCUGCAAAAGAUACUUAAAGAUGUGCUACACUCAGAAACACAGAAACACGGCCAUCAAUAUGAAAGAAGGGAAGGGAAGAACACCUACCAGUAAAAGAG